AUGCUUAGACUCGCAGCAGCUCCGAAGAGGCUUGCGUUCUGCACAAGCGGCAGCCGCCACUACUCCGCCGCCUCCGGCAGCACGGGCGGGAAGCCGCCGUCGUUCUUCCACAACGAGGCCAACUUGCCCCGGAAGAUCGAGCCUGUGCCGGGGGGCACGGGUCUGGCACAGAAGGAGGCCGUCCCGUUGCCGCCAAAGACCCACCUCGAGGGCGGUUCCGGCGCCAACACCGCCGUUGCCGGCGCCAAGCCUGCGUUGGCUGUGCCGCAGACGGUGAUGCCGCCGAAGCCGCUGUUCGCUGACGCCGCCAACACGCCGCCGCCUCCGCCGCCGGGCCCCUCUGCCGACACGUCGAACUACUUCCGCAGCUACAAGGACUUCUGCAAGGGCAUGGCGUACCUCGGCGUCGGGAUGGGCGUCAUCUUCUUCAUGUUCGACCAGCACGAGCGCCUCGACGUCAGCGAGAGACAGAUGCAGCUGAUGAAGAAGAAGCAGAAGGAGCUGGUGCUGCAGAUGCAGACGUACAAGAGCAAGCUCAACAAGGUGGCCGUGGAGAACGCCAAGAAGAGCGUGCUCGUGCAGGGCAAGAUGCAGAUGCACGUGGCGCUGCUCCGACAGCAGCUCCUCGACCUCGGCGCAGACCCGGUCACCAUUGCCGCCGCCAUCGACAGGUUCGAGCAGGACGUGAAAGUCGACGUGGCCCCGAACACCGUCGAGUUGUGGGUCCCGGGCGAGUCCAGCCUCAAGAGCCUUAUCCCGGACCCGCACGAGUACAGCAAAAAGAAGUAG
Pichia membranifaciens NRRL Y-2026 is the source of this 789-nucleotide messenger RNA. RefSeq lists its product as hypothetical. The transcript has a single exon. The coding region runs from base 1 to 789 and encodes 262 amino acids. Lineage: Eukaryota; Fungi; Ascomycota; Pichiomycetes; Pichiales; Pichiaceae. The record is from RefSeq and is a predicted model, not a curated record.